This is a messenger RNA of Kogia breviceps (pygmy sperm whale), 2592 nucleotides long. RefSeq names its product cadherin 20 (gene CDH20). The record is from RefSeq and is a predicted model, not a curated record. Lineage: Eukaryota; Metazoa; Chordata; Mammalia; Artiodactyla; Physeteridae. Gene Ontology annotation, molecular function: cadherin binding; calcium ion binding. Gene Ontology annotation, cellular component: catenin complex; plasma membrane; adherens junction. Gene Ontology annotation, biological process: cell morphogenesis; cell-cell adhesion mediated by cadherin; multicellular organism development.
AUGUGGACUUCUGGUAGAAUGAGCAAUGCAAAGAGCUGGCUUGGACUUGGCAUGUCCUUGUACUUCUGGGGAUUGAUGGACCUUACAACCACUGUUCUCUCGGGCACACCAACACCGCCAGGCAAAUUAGAAGCGUUCCUGUCAGACAAGCCACAGUCACACUCUCGGACAAAGAGGAGCUGGGUUUGGAACCAAUUUUUUGUUCUGGAAGAAUACACUGGAACUGACCCUUUGUAUGUCGGCAAGCUUCAUUCAGACAUGGACAGGGGGGACGGAUCCAUCAAAUACAUCCUCUCUGGAGAAGGUGCAGGCAUCGUGUUUACCAUCGACGACACCACUGGAGACAUCCACGCCAUUCAGAGGCUUGACCGAGAGGAAAGGGCCCAGUACACUUUAAGGGCUCAAGCCCUGGACAGGCAGACGGGCAGGCCAAUGGAGCCAGAGUCAGAGUUCAUCAUUAAAAUCCAAGACAUCAACGACAAUGAGCCCAAGUUCCUGGAUGGACCUUAUGUCGCCACUGUGCCAGAAAUGUCACCAGUGGGAACUUCUGUUAUCCAGGUGACAGCCACAGAUGCUGAUGACCCAACCUAUGGCAACAGUGCCCGGGUAAUGUACAGCAUCCUCCAGGGCCAGCCAUAUUUUUCUGUGGACUCCAAAACAGGUGUAAUUAGGACAGCACUCAUGAACAUGGACCGAGAAGCCAAAGAAUACUAUGAAGUGAUUAUCCAAGCCAAGGACAUGGGAGGGCAGCUUGGCGGAUUAGCUGGGACCACAACGGUCAACAUCACCCUCUCAGAUGUCAAUGAUAACCCACCCCGCUUUCCCCAGAAACAUUAUCAGAUGAGUGUUUUGGAAUCAGCUCCAGUUAGCUCUACUGUGGGAAGGGUGUUUGCCAAGGACUUGGAUGAAGGAAUUAAUGCAGAGAUGAAGUACACUAUUGUGGAUGGAGACGGUGCAGAUGCGUUCGACAUUAACACAGAUCCCCAUUUCCAAGUCGGCAUCAUAACUGUGAAGAAGCCCCUGAGUUUUGAAACUAAGAAAAGCUACACCUUAAAAGUGGAAGGAGCCAAUCCUCACCCAGAGAUGCGUUUUCUGAACCUAGGCCCAUUUCAGGACACAACCACAGUGCACAUCAGUGUGGAAGAUGUGGAUGAGCCCCCUGUGUUUGAACCUGGCUUUUAUUUUGUGGAGGUACCUGAAGAUGUGGCAAUUGGAACAACCAUACAGAUCAUUUCUGCCAAGGAUCCAGAUGUGACCAACAACUCAAUCAGAUAUUCCAUUGACAGAAGCAGUGACCCUGGAAGAUUCUUCUAUGUUGACAUUACAACAGGUGCCCUAAUGACUGCGAGACCCCUUGACCGGGAAGAGUUUUCUUGGCAUAAUAUCACUGUCCUUGCUAUGGAAAUGAACAAUCCUUCCCAGGUUGGAAGCGUUCCUGUCACAAUCAAAGUCUUAGAUGUGAAUGACAAUGCUCCGAAGUUCCCCAGAUUCUAUGAAGCUUUUGUCUGUGAGAAUGCCAAAGCAGGGCAGCUGAUCCAGACAGUGAGCGCGGUGGACCGAGACGACCCACGCAAUGGCCAGCACUUCUACUACAGCUUGGCUCCUGAGGCUGCUAACAACCCCAACUUCACCGUAAGGGACAACCGAGAUAACACUGCCCGGAUUCUAACUAGGAGGUCUGGCUUCCGGCAGCAGGAGCAGAGUGUCUUUUACCUGCCCAUCCUGAUAUCGGACAACGGGCAGCCGGUGCUGAGCAGCACGGGCACGCUGACUAUCCAGGUGUGCAGCUGUGACGACGAUGGCCACGUCCUGUCCUGCAGCCCCGAGGCCUACAUGCUCCCAGUCAGACUGAGCCGCGGCGCCCUCAUCGCCAUCCUGGCCUGCAUCUUUGUCCUCUUAGUGCUGGUGCUGCUCAUCCUGUCCAUGCGGAGGCACCGGAAGCAGCCGUACAUCAUCGACGACGAGGAGAACAUCCACGAGAACAUCGUCCGCUACGACGACGAGGGCGGCGGCGAGGAGGACACCGAGGCCUUCGACAUCGCGGCCAUGUGGAACCCACGGGAGGCGCAGGCGGGCGGCGCCUCCAAGACGCGGCAGGACAUGCUGCCCGAGAUCGAGAGCCUCUCCCGCUACGUGCCUCAGACGUGCGCCGUCAACAGCACCGUCCACAGCUACGUCCUGGCCAAACUCUACGAGGCCGACAUGGACCUGUGGGCCGCACCCUUCGACUCCCUGCAGACGUACAUGUUCGAGGGAGACGGCUCGGUCGCCGGCUCUCUGAGCUCCCUGCAGUCGGCCACUUCAGACUCGGAGCAGAGUUUCGACUUCCUGACGGACUGGGGGCCCCGCUUCCGGAAGCUGGCGGAGCUCUACGGGGCGUCGGAGGGGCCCGCGCCCCUGUGGUGACGGAAGCCGGGAGGCCGGCGCGCGGCCAAACCCGGCCGUUCUGGGGCGGAGGCUUCGCGGAACAGGAGCCGCCAACCGCAAGAGCAGGACUGUGCUGGAGAGUGAGGUUGCGGGGGGAGCAGGCGAGCGGAGCUCUCUCUGAAUCAGCUUUACUUGGUUAGAUUAAGUUAAAUAAUCAAAAGGAAA